AGCGCUGGAGGAGCAGAUGUGAGUGGAGCGCUGUAGGAGUCGGUCGCGCCGAGAUAAUUAGCCGCGGAUAUAUUAACGGGAAUAACCGGAUUAUGAGGAUUUGAGGAGGAGAAGUCGCCACAAUCUGGUGUCAUACGAGCCGAGGGAUUAAGUCAGGCGUCCUCAGUCCUCCGGUCGCCGUUAUGGGGAUAGACCGGCGGCGGAGAGCAUCGCUGGCUCUCACCUUGAACUUUGUCGCCUUGUUCCUCGCCGUGUCGGCUCUCACCACCAGCUACUGGUGCGAGGGCACGCGGAAGGUGGUGAAGCCGUUCUGCACCACCGUCAAGCAGUCGUUCUGCAUCGGCUACAACAGCUCCAGCUACAACGACACGCGCACGGUGCAGUACAUCUGGGAGACCGGCGAGGACAAGUACGUGAUGAGGAAGUUCCACACGGGCAUCUGGUUCUCCUGCGAGCAGAACAUCAACAUGUCCGGUGAAAAAUGCAGAAGUUUCAUUUACGUUGCACCUUCAAAUGAAAGAGGAGUGCUGUGGCUGUGCAUUGUUGCAGAGUGCCUGUACAUCCUCCUCCUGGCCACCGGCGGCAUCCUCAUGUCCAUAGAGGUGUGCCACUUCGGCAACGUUAUCGAUGGCCUCAAGCUUAACGCCUUCGCUGCCAUAUUCACUGUGCUCUCAGGUCUGCUGGGUAUGGUGGCCCACAUGAUGUUCACCACAGCCUUCCAGCUGACCGUCAGCCUGGGCCCCGAGGACUGGAAGCCCCAGACCUGGGACUACAGCUGGUCGUACAUCCUGGCGUGGAGCUCCUUCACCGCCUGCAUGGCCUCCUCCGUCACCACCAUCAACCGCUACACCAAAACCAUCCUGGAGUUCAAGCACAAGCGGCGGAACAUCGAGAAGAACCUGAAGAUCAAGCAGAAGCUGCUGGAGCUGGACUCCCCGGAGCAGGUGUGGGACAUGUACAUCAGCUCGGUGCCCAGCGCCGCCGAGGAGCUGCUGGACCUGUCGUCCAACGGCCGCAAGCUCUCCAGCGCCUCCAUCUUCCUGGACCUCAACGACCUCCCCGACCCCCAGGGGGAGGAGUACUGCUAGAACCGGCACCACGGACCCGCCGGUUCGGUCCCAGUGGGCCAGAGAUCGACCAGAACCGGUAGCUCCAUUCGUUAUAACCUGUAGCGGAGCCAGCCUUUUUUUUUUUUUUUUUUGGCUGGAGAGUUGUUUUAGUAGGCGUUAGUUCACAUCACACCUCUGCCUGAACAAUAAUGUGAUGUUAAUGGAGGUUAGAUGAGAUGACGCUCUGUGUCCCCGAACAGCGUCUUCUCCUCAGUCUCUUCCAUCUGCGAGUCACGGACCGCGCCUCUGUUCGUUGCGUUCGAUUCACCUGCGGAUGAAAUGUGCUAAGUUGCUAAAUCACGUUGCCAAAGCGAAGGUCCAGAGGGAGCCGGCGGCGGUGAACGGCACCCGCGCGCGGACCGGGCGGCACCGGGCGGCGGAGGGACGCGUCUUUACCGGCGUCACGUGAGAGGUGGGCGGAGCUCCUCGGUGGACGCGUCGCGGCGCUGCGCGAGGCGCCCCGCGGGCCCACGAGUGCCUUUACCUCCCGGCAGCGUCGCUCUCGCGCCCGCGCGUCACACUGAGCGAGUCUCGCGAUGUUUCCCUCGUAGCUGUCUGUGCAAACUGCCAAACGUCACCGGCGAGAGGAGCGCACCUGUUUGAACCACUCACUACUUGACUGCGGGACACUUUUCGUAUGUAUUUACAGAACUGCGGAGGAAGGAGCGAUUGUAAUUUACAGUGCUUUUAAGUGCAUUUGAAUAUGUACAUUUGUGUAUUUUAUGAAUCCAUUGGUUUCAAAAGGAACUGGUUCCGUUUAACUCCUCCUGCGUCUGCAGUGAAAACCGAAGCAUGGGUCGUUGUGUGUUUGUGUAUCUCAGACUUGGCACUUUUUGUGUAGUGUUCUGUAGCUAAUUUUUGUGGGUUAUUAUUUGCAGCCUCAGAUGUUAAUACGAAUACAUUUCUAUGAGAAAAUAAUUAUUUAGGGGUAAACGAGGAGGGUGUGUCAUAAUAAAAAGAAGGAAUUUCUUUUUACUGGUUUCUGCUGGACUUUUCGCUGAAGAUGCGGUGAUUGUCCACUAGGUGGCGAUGUCGUCCUUUUUUUCAGUAAUUACACACAUACAGAACGUGUUACACCUGUACAUUUUAAUAGCAUUUCAAAAUAGAAUCACUCAGAGAAAUAAAUAAAUUAUUUACAUUA
Molecule: messenger RNA, 2250 nt
Organism: Betta splendens (Siamese fighting fish)
Lineage: Eukaryota; Metazoa; Chordata; Actinopteri; Anabantiformes; Osphronemidae
Gene: gsg1l2b
Product: gsg1-like 2b
Exons: 5
Coding region: 183-1088 (301 amino acids)
Cellular component (GO): plasma membrane
Source: RefSeq, a predicted model, not a curated record